Messenger RNA from Nannospalax galili (Upper Galilee mountains blind mole rat), 1454 nucleotides. It is a transcript of the gene Prpf38a, whose product is annotated as pre-mRNA processing factor 38A. The record is from RefSeq and is a predicted model, not a curated record. Gene Ontology annotation, cellular component: precatalytic spliceosome. Bases 168 to 1118 code for a protein of 316 amino acids. Lineage: Eukaryota; Metazoa; Chordata; Mammalia; Rodentia; Spalacidae. The transcript has 10 exons.
CUUUAGGCGCUGAAGCGUCCUAGGCCGCGGCUUCCGGUUCCUGGCUGAGCUGUACUGAGCGGUUCACAAGGAUUUCCUCCACCUUUCUCCGUCCCUCUACAAGUUUUUCUCACCUGGAUGUGACGCCUUAGAAGACCCGACGGCAGCAGAAGUGAAAACGUCGUAAAAUGGCGAACCGUACGGUGAAGGAUGCACAUAGCAUCCAUGGCACCAACCCUCAGUAUCUGGUGGAGAAGAUCAUCCGGACGCGAAUCUAUGAGUCCAAGUACUGGAAAGAAGAGUGCUUCGGGCUUACGGCUGAGCUUGUAGUUGACAAAGCCAUGGAGUUAAGGUUUGUGGGCGGCGUCUACGGCGGAAACAUAAAGCCAACGCCUUUUCUGUGUUUAACCUUGAAGAUGCUUCAAAUUCAGCCUGAGAAGGAUAUCAUUGUUGAGUUCAUAAAAAAUGAAGACUUCAAGUAUGUCCGCAUGUUGGGGGCACUUUACAUGAGGCUGACAGGAACUGCAAUUGAUUGCUACAAGUACUUAGAGCCUUUGUACAAUGACUAUCGAAAAAUCAAGAGCCAGAAUCGGAAUGGAGAGUUUGAACUGAUGCAUGUAGAUGAGUUUAUCGAUGAACUUCUGCACAGUGAGAGAGUCUGUGAUAUCAUUCUUCCCCGGUUACAGAAACGCUAUGUGCUAGAAGAAGCUGAGCAGCUAGAGCCUCGAGUUAGUGCUCUAGAAGAAGACAUGGAUGAUGUGGAGUCCAGUGAGGAGGAGGAGGAAGAAGACGAGAAGUUGGAAAGAGUGCCAUCACCUGAUCACCGCCGAAGAAGCUACCGAGACUUGGACAAGCCCCGGCGCUCUCCGGCCCUGCGCUACAGGAGGAGCCGGAGUCGGUCUCCCAGAAGGCGGAGUCGAUCACCCAAAAGAAGAAGUCUUUUCCAUAGCCCUUCCCCUCGACGAGAAAGGCAUAGGAGCAAGAGUCCAAGGCGUCAUCGAAGCAGGUCCCGAGACAGACGACACAGAUCCCGUUCUAAAUCCCCAGGUCAUCACCGUAGUCACAGACACAGGAGCCAUUCAAAGUCUCCUGAAAGGUCUAAGAAAAGCCACAAGAAGAGCCGGAGAGGGAAUGAGUAAUGGACUCCUUUUGGUUCUAAUCCAAAUGGCCUACUGGUGGCGAGGGUUAUCUAUUCAAGUGGAAGGAUCAAGAUCUCCUCUUCAGGCAGCUAUGAAUAUGUUUUUAAAAAUCAAGUUUGUUCUUUCUUUUUUUAAAUUAAAGAGGUGCUGAGUUUUGUAUCUCUCUGAAUUAUAAUCAACACCUUUGAGUUCAAUUUUUGACCAAACCAACUAGGACUAUUCAGACUUAACAAGAAAGGAUUUGGACGUUGGGGAGAUUCACAAGAAGGAAAAGAUGUAGCUACUUUAACUCUUUUCUUGUUUUAUUAAACCUGACGCAUUUGCCGGUUUUCUCCA